This is a messenger RNA of Amphiprion ocellaris (clown anemonefish), 8532 nucleotides long. It is a transcript of the gene frmpd1a, whose product is annotated as FERM and PDZ domain-containing protein 1. Gene Ontology annotation, biological process: signal transduction. Gene Ontology annotation, molecular function: protein binding. Gene Ontology annotation, cellular component: cytoskeleton. Bases 399 to 6662 code for a protein of 2087 amino acids. The record is from RefSeq and is a predicted model, not a curated record. Lineage: Eukaryota; Metazoa; Chordata; Actinopteri; Pomacentridae. The transcript is spliced from 16 exons.
AGAGAGAGAGAGAGAGAGAAGAUUACCGACGCCUAAGCCGCGUCCAGCAUCUCACGCGCUCACCUGCCCGGUUCCUCUCGCACCCUUUUCGGUCCCUGUCCGUGUUUUUUGUCUCGUGCUUUUGCCGUUCAGGUAAAAUGGAUUAACGGACUUCUCUGGGGAAGCUGCGCCGUUUUCCGUUUUUCCCCUUUUCCGAAGUUGCUCCACAUCCAGGAGGGUUCUCGACACGCUCGGGACGGCCCGCCCUGCCCUCAGGAGGGGAUUAGAGAGGAGGAACAUCGCCGCUCGGAGAUGAAGACACGUCUUCAGUGGAGCGAUGGACGGACAGAAUGCGGAGCGAUACUGUAACCGGCGCCUUCAUGGAGCCCUGAUAUUCAGGGCAGACAGCAGGUGUGUAAAUGGAGGUGCAGGACAGGAGUCGCUCUCCGUCCCGCAGGACCAGCCGGGUGGAGCAGGUGGUGGGACGAUGGCUGAGAAGGUCCCGAGAUUUAGGCAGCAGGUCUCACUCUCUGAGCAGAGAUCGGGUUGCAGUGGAUGGAAAGGCAGCAGAGUCCAGCAGCUCCGAUCAGAGGAACUACCCCUUCCGCUUCAAUGUUCAGAUCCAACGGGACCUGAACCUCGACUCUCACGGCCUCACUCUUUCCUCCCAGACCCCCAUCCUGGUGCAGGAGGUCACCCCAGGUGGUCCUGCAGAUGGUCGGCUCAUCCCUGGCGACCAGCUUGUGAAGAUCAAUAACGUCGCUGUCGAUGACCUGACCCCGGAGCAAGCUGCUGAAAUAAUCAGGGAGUGUCAGGAUACAUUGACGAUGACAGUCCUCAGAAUAAUGCUGGGUCCAAAGUCAUCAUUCAUCACACCAGAGAAGAGGGCCAAGCUCCGGUCCAACCCUGUCAAAGUCCACUUUGCUGAGGAGGUGGAAGUCAAUGGACACUCUCAGGGGAACUCUCUGCUCUUCCUGCCCAAUGUGCUGAAGGUGUAUCUGGAGAACGGCCAGACCAAGGCCUUCAAAUUUGAGCCCAGCACAACGGUGAAGGACAUUGUGAUGACACUGAAGGAAAAGCUUUCUCUGAGCCGUAUUGAACACUUUUCCCUGGUGCUGGAGCAGAAGCACAGCAUCAGCAAACUCCUGCUGCUGCACGAUGAGGAAAGAGUACAGCAGGUGGUACAGAAGAAGGAGGCCCAUGACUACAGGUGUCUGUUCCGUGUUUGCUUCAUGCCCAAAAACCUUCAGAUGAUGCUGCAGGAGGAUCCCACUGCCUUUGAGUACCUUUACCUGCAGGGGGUGAAUGAUGUGCUGCAGGAGCGCUUUGCAGUAGAGAUGAGGUGUAACACCGCCUUGAGACUUGCAGCGCUGCACAUUCAGGAGAGGCUGGCAAGUUGUGGGCAGUCACCCAAGAUCAACCUGAAGAUGAUCACGAAGACUUGGGGCAUAGAGAACUUUGUUUCAUCCACCUUGCUGAGGAACAUGCGAGAAAAAGAUCUAAGGAAGGCUAUUGGCUACCACAUGAAGAAGAGCCAAUCACAGCACGAUCCCAAGCAGAAAGGCGUGUCAGUUGAUCAAGCGCGAAUCAACUACCUGGAGGAGCUCAACGACCUCAAGUCAUUUGGAGGGAAAUCCUUUGGUGCCACAAUGAUGCUGCAGGACAGGGAGUCAAUGGUGACCCUGUUGGUGGGGGCACGUUAUGGCGUGAGUCAGGUGGUCAACCACAAGCUGAGCAUCCUGUCCACCCUCACAGAAUUCACCAGCAUCACACGCAUCGAGCUGCUGCCUGAAUCCGACAAGGUCAGCCUGGUCAAAAUAUACCUGCAGGACAUCAAGCCCAUCACAUUACUAUUGGAGUCAGCAGCAGCUAAGGAUAUGUCCUGCCUCAUAGCAGGCUACUGCCGAGUUUUUGUUGACCCCAACCUCAACAUCUUUCCCUGGAUAGAUGACUCCAAAAAGCACAGAGUCUCUGCUGAGGAAGGUUACGUGUCACGAUGUUGCAGUGACUCAGAUGACUCGUCAGACUUGGACAUGGAGCCGCUGGUCCACCUGGUGUCCCUUGACGAGAAGCCUUGCCCCCGUCUCAGAUGCUCAUCAGACCCAGACGGAAGGAAAAGGAAAGACAGGGACAGGAGGAGAAACAAAGAUGGCAAAGACAAGGGAGAUAAACUUUGGGAGGAUAAGAAAGUGAAAGAAGAAAAGGAUGCUGACACAGAAAAAAAAAAGUCUCCACUAGACGGCAAGAAUAUAGGUAGAGAGCACAAAGACGAAACAGAGAAAGCGCAAAAUGGAGGACAAGUACAAGUUGAGGUAAGUGGCAUUGAUGCCGGAGGAAAAGCUGGACAAGUAGGGAAGACUGUAGGUAGAGAUGAGGCUCGAGCAGCAGAAGAGCAGCCGUCGAUAUCCGAAACUUCAGAUUCAUGUCACACUGACUCUCGUGUCCUCACCAGCCCCUCUAGUGACUCCCUCGAUGCCCUGGAAGAAGACGACUUGAUUUCUUGCUCUUCCUCCUCCAUCCAUCCAAACGCUCCCUUACAAAGUCACUCUUUCCAUCAACUUCACCCUUACUCCCAGAGGCACGCUCAGCCUCACCUCCUCACCCCUCCGCCAGCUCACUCCCAUCCCCUCAUCGUAGCUCACAUAGAGGACUGCAGGAGGUCAGGCGAUGGAGCCGACCCCCAGCUCAUCACCUCCGCCUCCUCUCAGGGCCUUCACCACAUCCAGAAAUGUUCAGGUAACCUCUGCUCUGACGACAGCUCCCUGUGCUUUGCUGAGCUCUCCCGCCUCGUGGACUUCCUGCCGAGCCCCCCGGAGGCUAGCGAGGAAGAUGACGAAGAGGAGGAUGAGCUGAGGAGGAGGAAAAGGACAGAGAUGUUGAAAGAAAUGGAAGUGGCAAUGAGAAAAGCAGGCGAAGGUGGUUUUAAAGAGCAUCUGUUGUCUCCACUCCCAUCCUCCUCUUCCUCACAUGUAGAUUUUGUGUUUAACUUUGACCAAAGCGAUACUCGCUGCUACUACAACAUUUGCUCCAACAUCACCCCCGACAGCGCUCGCAGCCUCCCCCACCAGAAUGAGGGAGAAGACUUGAAGGAGGUAGAGGGAGAUGAACCCAAAGCUGAAGGCCUGGAGACGAUCCCCAUCCUACAUCCGCCACCCGGCUUUGGAGACAGCAGCUCUGACGAUGAGUUCUUUGACGCUAGGGAUCGCUUCACCUCGCCCGAAGACCCGACCUCAGGGGCCGUGCCAAGAGAUAUUUGCACAGAGAUGAAGCUGGACCUUCUCAGCACACUCAGCCUCAGUGAUAUUCGAGUCUGUGUGGCGGAUGCAGAAAAAGAUGGAAAAGCAAAAGUGGACAGAAAGGGCGAAAAUGAAGAAGAGGAAAGCAAAGAAACAUAUUUCCAGCUCAGAAAAAGAUCACGGAAGCGACGUUCGUUCAUGGAAACUGAUUUCACCUCCAGGGUGUCUUAUCCAGAACCCGAUCCAGAAUCAAAGCAGGACUUGGCCUCCAACAGGCUUUGCAAAAACCUUUUAGCAGAAGCCACUGCUGCCGAGAUGCUCAGUUCAGAUCCAGAACCUUCAGAACAAACCCAGAAUCCGAGUCCUACUGUCUCCUCGCUCACUCACUCUGAAGGGGAACCGGCUCAACUGGAGUCAAAACCCAUCCUGUCAAAAUCUGUAUCACUUUCACCAGGUUCUCGUUCUGGAUUUGGGUCUCAUGAGCAAAGUCGAGGCCCAAAGUCGCCCUCCAUAACCAGGAAGCAGGACAUGGAGAUGGAGCCUGAUGCGAUGGAAUCGAAAUCGGUGACAGAUUUGGUGAAAGCGGCAUCUCCUACCAUUACUGUUGUCCGCUGCCGGGUGGAUCCAGACGGGAAGGAAAGUGCUGACCGGAGGGGCGACGGAAAGGAGGAGGGGGAGGAACAGGAGGAGAUGGGUGAGAAGAAAGAGGAUGAAGACAAAGAGGAACCAAACGGGGUGACAGGGAAUGGACCAUUUACUUCUCAUUUGUUUUUGCCAGAGACUACCAAGAAUGAAGACGAGAUGAAAGACGGGAUGUUGGGAUACUCGUCUAGCUCAAAGAGACCACUCAUAGGAGCUGCAAGGCCACCAGACGCCAACACGUGUUUAACAGAAGUGAAUAAAAAGGGUAGUAAUGGUCUUUUGGUAUCCCAUGUGAUUGGUCCUGAUAUAAACACAUAUAUUGAGGAAUAUAUGCCUGAGAAGUCAAGCCCAAAGUCAUACUCACCACCACCUCCACCACCUUCAUCCCCACUACCUCCAUCACCAGUUCCUCAAAAAAUUCAGGCGAAGGAGGAAGGAGACAGCGAAAACAUGGCAAGCAAACUUACUAUUUCAAAUCAUAAGGAGGUGAGUAAUAAUGCUAACAAACCACAGUCACGCGUAGAAGUCGCAACCAGCAUUAAUGAUGUUAGUUCUAAUGUUAGCGAUGAAGUUACAGACAGUACCAAUUCAGAUAACGUGUUUGAAGAUGACGACGAAGAAACCAACAAUUCCUUAGUUUUAUGUUCAAGUGACAAGAGAGAUGACCACACUACAGCUGAAAAACAUAGCAUCUGUACUAAUUCAGCUGCAGCAGGUAAAGGUGAGCAACAAAUUAAGUCUUGUUCAAGUUCUGAAGCUCACCCAAGGAUUCAUUCUGUUAAUUCUGAUUAUACUCGAGCUAUAAACUCUAUCACGGCGAAGCUUGGAGCUGCAACAAGUGUCAUGUCUCCUGCUUUUAAUUCAGGUGCUAAAUUGAAAAGCAACGCCACCCUUCAGAAUGUUUCAAAUCAAAGGGCAGAUAAGCCCAAAAGUGAUUCCACCGUGCCAAGCACUAAAGUUGAAGAAAAUUCAGUUACUCCUGGCUUAGCGAAGGCUAACACAGCUACAGUCCCAGAUAUUUCCAAAGAACCUCUGUCUCCACGUCACUUCCUCUUCCAGCCCUGUUCCCAAAGCAUCAUGGGACGAUUAUCUGCCUCAACGCUCAGAGGAAAGAUCCAACAGCUGCCCCUUUAUUUAUCUCGAUCCCAAGACACUCUCCAUCAAGUUGGAGCUGAAAAUGCAACCCCAAGUCCUGCUGAGGACAACAGUAAGGGGGACGCAGAUAUAACCAUUAAAGUAACCGACGUCAAUGAUGUCACACAAACUAUCAACUUAGAGAUGGGGGCAAAUGCUGAAACAGUAGAGUCAGACGAUUCAGAUACAACGCUCACAGGAUCUGAGGUGGACGGGGAGUUUUUUGCAGAAAUACCCUCAGCGAGGAGUUUAAGUUUGGGAUCUGAAGUGAAUGAAGUAAAAUCUGAGUUGCCUGUUCAGACUGAGCCCAAACCACAAUAUCAAAAUCAACUCUUGUACUCUGGAUCCAACAAGAACACACCAGGUCCCAUAACAGAGCCUCCAGCCUCCAUCGUGAGCCACCUCCAAAGAGGCUUAAAUAUCGACACUCCUGGACCUGUAAAAGAUCCUCCAGAACCAAACAUCAAAGUCCUGAGUCCAGAUGAAGACAUUCCAGGUUACAAAAUGAGCUAUCAGUCACCUUCUAUCCCACCUCCGAUAGUGGUGACAACGCAGAAUCUAAACGGGCCAGGACUUCCUUUUCAUAGUCAAAAAUUAAAAAGGACCAGUAGUGACAGACCUUUAAUGGGUCUUUGCAGGCCUUUAGAGCAGAAUUCAGACUCACCAAAGACACUUUCCUCUGGCUGCAGAGUGUUUACCAUCUGUGAGGAUCAGGCAAAGACCCCGGCCGAUGUUGAAUCCACUCCACUCCUGAAAUCAGAGUUUGGCUGCGCCUCUGUGCUAGCAUCUGGAUGUGAGUCGGUCAUGGAGGGUGUUCAAGUGCCGCUGGACGCUUGCGGCUGCCCGGCGGUUUAUACCAACUGCUUCAGCGGGGGGGACAGCUUCGACGAUGAACUGACAGUCUACGAGUUCUCUUGCCGGACUCAGAGCAGUGGUGUUACCCAGACCUCUGGGGCACGCCUUCCCCUCAUGACCUCAGCCCCCGUUCCCUCUUUUCUCUCCACCUCCUCCACCCACAACUCACCCUCCUUCCCACGCUCCAUCCUCUUCUCCUCCUCCACAUCCGAGCUCAGCCCUCUCCUCUCGCCGCUGUCCGAGUCCUCCGAUUCCUUCAUGUCCCAAACGCACAAAGAUACCAUCGGUCGACUCGGUCAGCAGCGGUACCCGGAACCCCCAGCGGGUUUCCAGGUUCUCCGUGUUGACGUGGACCAGCUCCUUUCCAUCCUGGAAAGUAGUGGCGGUGCUGUGGCAGGUCAUAGAGGUCGCCACCCACGGGACACAUGCCCUGCCCACUUCACAGAGAACAAGAGGGUGCUCCAGAUAGAGGCUCGCCGACUGAUGUCGGGCUGCCAGAAGGUGGUUGGGAUUGGACAGAGCCCCGAGGAGAUGCUCCAUUCCCUGGCUGACAGUUUCCGGACCCUGGUGGAGCUGGCAGGUAUAUGCCUCUGGUUCUCUGGCUGUGACAGGUGCGACCGCAGGAAUGCAGAGGCGGUCGCAGGUCUGGCGGACGUGGCUCGGUCAUUCAGGGACUUCUGUCUGGCGGCAGAACGAGCCAGCAGUAAACGCAGCUGCCAGGAUCUGAGCACCAAGCUGCUGGCCAAACAGUGUACUGCACUCACCGCCUCCGUCUUCUGCCUCACCCAGCUGUUCCGCACCCUCACCGCACUAUGAUCAGACCGCAACCUUGGAGGACUUUCAGGAAAGCUGUGGCGUGUAGCCCCACAAUCAUGAGGUCAUCAAGUGAGCCCACAGCUGCUGCAGAUGUGGGCAGAGUUUGACCCAGCGUGUUCAGAUUGGGCGGUAAAGCUUGAGGCACAAAAACUCUGAACAACACAGAGCCACGAGGCGAGAGAUCUUUGAGGUGCAUGUGAUGACUGACUAUAUGCUGCAUUCUGUAGCCCACGAACUAGACAGCCGGAGUGGUGCAAGCUGCAAAAAGCAGAACCCGCUUGCAUUCCAGUAUUGAGGAACUGAUGUACUUGAAUGUAUUCCAUGUUACCUGUUUAUUUAUUUAAUUAAUGAGUUACGCCGGUGCGUCUGCGAGGAAUGUCUUGGAAGGGAGAAAUUUGGUAAAUGUUUACAGGCAAAGAGCUUUCGAUAAAUGAGUAGCAGUGUGUGUAAGUAGUGGGCCUUUUACACACAAACACAAGCACACACAGAGCAAAUCUGUCUUUGAUUCAUCUAUUCAUACAUAGGCUUUUUAUUUCAACCCGACAAAUCAUGUUUUAGUGACUUUCUGUCUCUCCUGCAGUUUCCUGAAGCUUACAUUCUGUAUCUUUACAUUCUCCAGGCUCUCUGUGAGCACUUUUUUUUGGAAUGUUACUGUUUACAAAAACCAAAACCUGGUGUAAGAGAUGAUGUGAUCGAGCCUGAAGCUGUUUUGCCAUUUUAUAAGUCUCAUAGUGGAAUGCUGAUGUAUGCGCUUCAUAGAUAUGAGUUUAUGAAACAACAGUUUGGAUGAGGUACGGUCCUUUACGCAUUCGGUUUGUUGUCAUUUUGCACAGACGUUUGCUAUGAUUUAUGGAAAUGUAAUACAUUUGCUCGCUUUCCUCUCAUUUGUUUGUCAGCACUGUCUUUCUCCACCUGCAGUUAAAGGACUGAACCUUCGGGUGCAUGGUGAUGUUGCUGUCAGCCUGUUUUUUUUUUCUCUCCAUACUUUACUUGUUUUUCUGUUUAGUACAAACAUCGGGAACAACAAUCUGCCGUGUGCAAGUAGAAGAUACUUGCCAAUAGUUAUUUAUGGUAUGUUGCAUAGUUUUAUGAGAAUUUUCAGAGUCUUGAGAUUCAAAUAUUGUUUUAAACAUCAUAAAAACCUGCACACCUCUGGGGACAGUCAGAAAAGACUGACUUUGACUAACCUGUCCCUUACACUAAGUGCAUUAUUACUACAGAUUUCCCAGUAUGACCACAAAUAGCAGAAAACCAGUGACAGAAUUUGGCCCCAGAUUAGUGCAGGAUUACAGUUGUAUGAGCGGUCAGUCAAACUGAUGCAAUCAUCGGCUGACAGCCUCCUCAACACAUCCAUCACAAAAUCAUGUAAAACACUGAUUUGCUUAAAGCUUAUUAUUGUGGAUAAGCUGUUUUAUUGCAGCAUUUUCACUUGGAAUGUUUCUUAAAGUACAAAAUAAAAGGCUUGAUGCACACUGGACCUGCAUGUUCACUGGAGAAAUACGUCACCACUUCAGUACUGGGAACACAAUAUAUUGCAGACAGUGUUUCUAUUUCUAUAUCUAUUUACAAUGGCAACUGAAACACUUUAUUUAUUCACCUGUAUCUGUUUUGUUCAGUUUGGUUGCAACAUGAUAUCAUUUACUGUAUUUUACUCUCAGUUUGCAGCAGAGAAGAUUUACCAUUAUCUCAGUGUGGAAAUUGCCCCAAACAAAUGAUGUUUUCAAACCAUCAUCUGUGCUCACAAAGCAUGCGGUUAUAAGCCAUAAAUGCAUAGUUGUUUCAUCAGGGAUUUUAUCUGUGAAUGACUGAAUGAUGAUGUCUGCUCUUGCUUUGUAAUGCUCAACUCCCACCAUUAAAAACAAUGUUAAAA